Lachancea dasiensis is the source of this 918-nucleotide messenger RNA. Lineage: Eukaryota; Fungi; Ascomycota; Saccharomycetes; Saccharomycetales; Saccharomycetaceae. The record is from the annotation of a GenBank genome assembly.
AUGAGUGUAUUCAACCUUGAGGAUCAGAGGUUGUUGAUAGGUUACGCCGUCGAGUACAUCAAACAUGCUAUUUUCGAACAUUUUACCAGAUUCGAGCCAAGAACGCUCAUUAUUUGCGGAUCUGGACUGGGUGGGAUCGUGGAUAAAGUGUCCCCAAACCCCCAACCAUUGGAGAUUCCAUAUGAGAAAAUUCCUGGCUUCAAAACGAGUACUGUUGCAGGACAUCAGGGGAAGCUUGUCUUUGGAUACAUGCAGGGCAGUCCAGUAGUACUGAUGUGCGGUAGACUCCACUACUACGAAGGACAUGCUUUACACGAGACAGUAUUCCCCAUCAGAGUCAUGAAUGAAUGGGGAUUUGUGAAGAACCUUAUUGUCACUAACGCUUGCGGUGCGAUCAACCCCUCUUAUCAAGUUGGCGAUCUAAUGUGCUUGAACGACCAUAUCAAUAUGCCUGGAUUAGCAGGCCAGCAUCCUCUCCGCGGUCCCAAUUUCGAAGAGUAUGGUCCACGUUUCCAGGCUUUAAGCGACGGAUACGAUUUGUCUCUGAGAAAGCUGCUGUACACUAAGAGAGCUCAAUUGGCCAUGGACAGGCCACUUCACGAAGGUGUAUACACGUAUGUGUCCGGGCCCACCUUUGAAACCAGAGCCGAAGCCAGGAUGAUAAGGUUGAUCGGAGGGGACGUUGUUGGCAUGAGUACCGUUCCUGAAGUCAUUGUCGCAAGACAUUGUGGGAUUAAAGUUCUAGCUUUGAGUUUGAUCACCAAUCAAGUUGUAACAUCCCUGCCAGCUAGUGCGUUGGAUGAAAACCCAGUGCCAAUCGACCGCGGAAAAGCCACCCAUGAGGAAGUCCUAGAAGCCGGCUUUCUGGCCUCUGUAGAUGUGGAAAGGUUAAUUGAAGCCGUAGUUAGCGAAUUAUGA